AUGAUUCCUUUCCCUCAAAAACUGAUAUCCUCUCAGAAGGAUGAAGAGUUCAACCAAUUCCUGAAGAAGAUCAAGGAAAUUUGCAUAGAAGUACCACUAAUAGAUGCACUGCUCCAAAUGUCGAUGUUCGCAAAGUUCUUGAAGGGUAUUUUAUCUAAUAGAAGGCAAAAGGGCGACUUCAAGACCGUAGUAUUAACAAAGAAUUGCAAUGCUCUACUUAUGGAAAAUACUCCACCAAAACUUCAGGAUCAGGAAGUUUCUCCAUACCAUGCAGAAUUGGUUCUGAACUCAUACCGAAAGCUUUCUGCGACUUGGGGGUUAGCAUGCCCCAUGGGAAUAGUGGAAGACAUGCCAGUAGAAGUGGAUGGAUGUAUCGUUCCCACAGAUUUCAUUAUAUUGAAUAUGGAGGAAGAUCCCAAGAUACCGAUCAUCCUUAGAAGACCAUUCCUUACCACAGCUGGAGCCAUCAUUGAUGUAAAAAGUCACAGGUUAUCCUUGGAGAUUGGCAAAGAAAAGAUUGAGUUUGAUUUAUCUGAUUCCUCCAUCAGCAACCCCUCUUCUCAAGGAUGUGCAAAGCCUCCACGAGCUGGCUGUGAGCAUUUCAUGGGUGUGGAGGCGUUAGAGGAACCGAAAGAGCGAAAGAUAAAGGAAAGAGAAAGCUCGAGUAGGACGGAGCAGCAAGAGCAAUGUUUGAUGGUAUGGGUGACGGAACAAUGGGAAGCGAUCCUGGAAUUUUUUGGUAGUAGUUGA
This is a messenger RNA of Zingiber officinale, 750 nucleotides long. RefSeq lists its product as uncharacterized. The record is from RefSeq and is a predicted model, not a curated record. NCBI's taxonomy places the organism in Eukaryota, Viridiplantae, Streptophyta, Magnoliopsida, Zingiberales, Zingiberaceae. The transcript has 5 exons. Bases 1 to 750 code for a protein of 249 amino acids.